UGCCAUGCCAUAUUGCCAUGGCUUCCCUUUUUUUCCGAUUCUUGUCUGUUCUCUUCUUUAAAAGCCUAGAAUCAAAAGGAGAGAAAGAAUCACCAAAGUAAACAAACACAGUUUCUUUCUCUGCCUUCAUUUUUUUUCUAUAUAUUUUUCAUGACUAUUCACUGACAACACUAGAUUGAUUUUUUACAAAUUGGGAUUGGGAAGGGUGUCAAAUCUUCUAAGCCUGGUUGUUGAAAAUUAAUACUAACACAAAUAGCCUUCUCUGUCCCUACUCUUCCUCUCUUAUAAUAAGAGUAAACCCACCACACACACACACACAUACAUAACAUAGCUCUGCUCAGAAAACACUCACAUACCCAGAGAGAGAAAAACAGAGUGUCUGUGUUGAUUUUGUUGUUGUUGUUGUUGUUGUUGUGUAAUGGAUAAAAGCUGUCAACAAUCCUCUGCAGACUCUACUAGUAGCAGAGAUCACUAUCUCAGACAUCUCAACAAGCUCUCUCAAAAGAUCUCUAAACCCAUCAUUAAGAAACAACCCACCUUUCAUAAUAACCUUCCUCCUCCUCCGCCGCCGCCACCGCCGCCUCAAAACCCACCACCACCACCACCACAGCAGCACCAGCCUCCGGUCUACAACAUCAACAAGAACGAUUUCCGCGACGUGGUUCAGAAGCUAACAGGCUCACCGGCGCACGACCGCAUCUCAACGCCGCCUCCUAUUCAACAACCCAAGCCACAAAGCUCUCGCCUCCAGCGUAUUCGUCCUCCUCCGUUGCCGCAAAUCACUAACCGACCACCGCAGUUGAUGAACUCCGCUAUGCCCCGCUCUCAACCGCCGCAGAACCCUGGUUUCAACUUCAACUUCAACGCUGCUUCCUUCAGCAACGCCUUCACCGGGUUCGGAAGACCCUCUGCGCCGUUAUCUCCGCUGCCGCCGUUCCCCACCGUGCACGCGCCUGCUGAGUCACCCAUCUCUGCGUACAUGCGGGAUCUGCAGUUCCUUCUCCCCACCAUGGAUUCAAAAAACUUUUCUGGGUUUUCUCCUUUACCUCCUCCGGCGUCGUCUCAGCCUCCGCCGGAGCAACAGGCGGCGGCGGUGUCUCAGUCGCAGUCGCAAUCGCCGUUUCAGAUGCCGUCGUCGCCGUUUGGGUGCUUGAAUUCGCCGAUGUCGUCUUACCCUCUGCUAUCACCAGGUCGUCUGCCAUUUUCCCCAAAUUCAGGGCAAUUAGGGUUUCCUCAACUUCCCCUUUCACCUACUGUUCCGGUUCCCAGUCCUCGAUGGAGAGGCCUUUGACUCGUUGACUAAGCAUGGUUAGUUACAGAAUCAUGUUGUUCUAUGAUGGAUGAUUUGUUCAUUGUACAUGGUGAUUGGUGAUGAUGGUGAUUGGAAUGGGGAUUCAUUCAAUUUCUUGUGGUUGGAGUUGGACUCAAGCUAGUUCACUGCUGCUUAGUUUAUUCUGUAAAUGGGAUAUCAAAGACGUCAGAAAGUAACAAUUUUGCAUUUUUUUUUUUUUUGCUUUUUUGGGAUAUUUGGGGGUAAAAGAUUAUAUGUUACAGAAAUAUAGUUGGAUCAUGUUGUUCUUAUUAUAAAAAGCUUUAUUUAUUUGUCUUGAA
Molecule: messenger RNA, 1611 nt
Organism: Lotus japonicus
Lineage: Eukaryota; Viridiplantae; Streptophyta; Magnoliopsida; Fabales; Fabaceae
Product: VQ motif-containing protein 9
Exons: 1
Coding region: 419-1291 (290 amino acids)
Source: RefSeq, a predicted model, not a curated record